UUCGGCAAACACCGUCAUCUGUCGUGAACUGCGACUCGGUGUAGGAUGGAGGAAGAAGCACGCAAGCUCCUCGAAGAAGGAAUAAGAAAGAAAUUGGUCAGUCCUGGUAAAGGAGAGCUGUCCACCUUCCCCAAUGGAACCAAGGUGGUCUUCCACUACCGCACCAGCCUCUGUGAUGGUACAGUGCUGGAUGACUCCAGAAACAUGGGGGCCCGCAGCAAACCCAUGGAGCUCAUCUUGGGCAAGAAGUUCAAACUAGCUGUGUGGGAGAGAGUGGUCAUCACCAUGAGACAAGGCGAAAUUGCAGAAUUUACCUGCGACACCAAGCACACCGCACUGUACCCACUCGUAUCCCAGUCACUGAGAAACAUCAGUGCUGGUAAGGACCCCCUGGAAGGCCAGAGGCACUGCUGCGGCAUUGCCCAGAUCCACUCCCACCACUCUCUGGGGCACAAGGACCUGGAUCAGCUUCAGGCCAGUCCACAACCUCUUGUCUUCGGCAUCGAGCUGCUGGAGGUUCUACCUCCCGGGUCAUUCCAGCUGGAUGUGUGGGCUAUGACAGACGAAGAAAAACUGGAGUUUGUGCCUCAGAUCCACGAGGAGGGCAACAUGCUCUUCAAACAAGGCCAAAUUAAGGAGGCCACAGACAAGUACUACAAUGGCAUUGCCUGCCUAAAAAAUCUACAGAUGAAGGAGCAUCCUGGAGAUGAAGCAUGGGUAAAGUUGGACCAUAUGAUCACACCACUGCUUCUCAACUACUGCCAGUGCAAGUUACGACAGGGCCAGUACUACGAAGUCAUCGAACACUGCUCAUCCUUGAUCUUCAAAUAUGAAGAUAAUGUGAAGGCCUUCUACAAGCGGGCCAAGGCCCAUGCUGCAGUGUGGAACGAGACAGAGGCACGAGCAGACUUUGCAAAAGUGUUGGAGCUGGACCCUUCUCUGGGACCAUCUGUAGCCAAAGAGCUGAGAGCCAUGGAGGAGAGGAUCCGCUCCAAAGACAAGGAAGAAAAGGGUCGUUACAAAGGCCUGUUCAACUACAACGCUCCACCAGCCACUGCCACCACAGGUUGAAUCUGUCAUUGGGUUGGAAACAAGAGGAUGCCCGUGAAUUUCAAGAUGGAGGAGAAACAGUAUGCUGCUGGUGUUUUAGUUUUAUCCAUGAUGCACCUAAGACAAACACUCUGCCACCCUGCCCUCCAUGGUACACGCAGAAACAUUCUUACACACUGUUAGGUUGUGACUCACAAAUGCACUUGCAAUUCACUGAGGUGCAAUUUGCAUUCCUGCCUUAUUCCUCUAAACUCCCCGUUUAAUUGUGAAAUUCAGUUUUUGAUGAGGAUAUGCUGACAUUAUCAGGCUGACUUUAAUGAAAAUUCAAAAUCCCAUGGUAACAUUAGGUCUGCACUGGCCAGCAACUACGUUAAUUCACAGCAUUGUGGUCUUCAAUAUGAAUGAACUCCAAUUUCUUACUGAGCUUAAGGUUUCAGAAAUGUUAACACUCUUGGUGAAUAACCUGCUCACAGUAAAGGGCUACAUUCAGAAUGAUACCCUUAGCAACGGCUUUCUCAGCAUUUGUUGAGAGAUUUUUCUUUUUUUAAUGAUUUAAUUAUGAAUUUAUCAGUUUGUGUUACGUCAUUAUAUGGCAAUUUAUAUAGCAAACACCAAUUUUCCACAAUAUUAAACAAGUAGCUUACGUAUUUAACGUUGUAUUGCUUUCUCUGAAACAUGUGCAGAGCUAUUGGACAAUCUUAAAGUACUCCUAACCGUAGCCCAGCAGGGUAAAUUUACUAUGAAUUCCAGACAGAAACGCUCUCCCUCCUGAAAAUCAGUUUGUUUUGCACAAGGAACAUCAUGUACUCAACAUGCACACCUCUGCCUUGCACUGUCAGACCAUGUUUUCUAUCUUGCUCACAGUAGAAGCACUGGAAUAAGCAGGAGGAGACCACCAUCUCCUGGGAAACCAAGCUGUCUGUGACAAUCAUUAUAUAACACACACACUUUGCUUUCUCCUGUGUACUUAUUUCAUAUAUGUAAGAAAUACCAUUAUGUUAUUUUUGUCAAGAUGUACUCAGCAAAACCCUCAGUAUCUCUUUUGACUUGCUUAGAAAGAGCCAACUCUUCAUGUGAAGCAGUGGGUCAUUAGCCUCACCUGUUGGAACUGAGAUGCUAUUGAGGUUAUGAUUAUGUAACUGAAAAUAAAUUUGUUUAUCCCCAA
Seriola dumerili (greater amberjack) is the source of this 2215-nucleotide messenger RNA. It is a transcript of the gene aip, whose product is annotated as aryl hydrocarbon receptor interacting protein. The coding region runs from base 46 to 1071 and encodes 341 amino acids. Lineage: Eukaryota; Metazoa; Chordata; Actinopteri; Carangiformes; Carangidae. Gene Ontology annotation, molecular function: peptidyl-prolyl cis-trans isomerase activity; protein binding. The record is from RefSeq and is a predicted model, not a curated record. The transcript is spliced from 7 exons.